Messenger RNA from Penaeus chinensis, 1100 nucleotides. RefSeq lists its product as uncharacterized. The record is from RefSeq and is a predicted model, not a curated record. NCBI's taxonomy places the organism in Eukaryota, Metazoa, Arthropoda, Malacostraca, Decapoda, Penaeidae. The coding region runs from base 26 to 880 and encodes 284 amino acids. The transcript is spliced from 7 exons.
CCGGAGUGCAACGCGGGCGAGCAAGAUGGUUCCCCACGGCCUCGCUCUCCUGCUUCUGCUGGGCGCCGCGGGCGCACUGGCUGAGUGGAAUCCCGUCGGUCGAGUCGACUUCGCUGAGGAGGACCACGAGCGGGCGGCGGCGUACGCUGAUCUCGCCCACAAAUACGCGCCCUACUUGAGGUUCCAUAAACUGGAGGGGCUGGACGACUUCUGCUUCCCGCACAACGCCUCCGAGUACUUCAACGUCCGCGACGCCGACGACUGGUCCCGCCAGUGCAACCUCGACUACGCCACCAUCCAUGCCAACGAAGUGCCCACCUACUGGCACGCCAUGGAGUGCGACCGCCACCUCCACAUCGCUUACUGGAGCUUCUACGGAUAUAACCAUAACUGCGACUGCUGCUCCGGAGAACGGAACGCUUGGUGGGAAUUCAUAGUAGUCAAGGUCCGCGAGUGGAGCACCAACCCCCACAUGCACGAGGUGAUGUUCGGCCAGAAGGAGGGCUGGUACACGAGGAUCGCCGGCAACUAUGAGGUCCACGACGAGUCGCACCCGGUGGCCUACGUGGGUCGAGCUGGCCACGGCUUCUACCACGACAGCGGCGGAUCCAACACCUGCUGCUACUACGAGGACACGCGCAACCCAGGCGAACCCGACCACUACAUGAUGACCUGGAAUAACCUGGUGGAGCUGCGAAAGGACGAGUACGCCGAGGACUGGAUGCUGGAGCCAGGGACACACCACUGGAGCGGCCUGCAGGUGCCCACCUUCAGGGACAACUGGGAUCUGUGCAGUCUGCUCGGUUGUGACGGCUCCUUCCUUCAGGUGUGUACGAAGUGCGGGUGUGCCAAGAGCGAUAUCGGAGACGACCCCUUCUAACCUUCGUCGGAACACUCAGCUGCGAAACCUUCCGAUGUCUUGCGAAUAUCCAUCUGUUUGUUCUUUUACUGAUGCUGAAGUAGCACACUGGUUGGGCCUCCAGGCUUUCAUCGUCUGUUCUUAUUGUAACUUUCUCAUCUUGUAUGAAUGCAAUUCUUACUUAUUUAGGAAAGUUUAGAAAGUGUUCACAUCUUUUAAGAAAUAGUAAAUCAAAAUACAU